This is a messenger RNA of Anoplophora glabripennis (Asian longhorned beetle), 804 nucleotides long. RefSeq lists its product as uncharacterized. The record is from RefSeq and is a predicted model, not a curated record. NCBI's taxonomy places the organism in Eukaryota, Metazoa, Arthropoda, Insecta, Coleoptera, Cerambycidae. Gene Ontology annotation, biological process: detection of chemical stimulus involved in sensory perception of smell; sensory perception of smell. Gene Ontology annotation, cellular component: plasma membrane. The transcript has 3 exons. Gene Ontology annotation, molecular function: olfactory receptor activity; odorant binding. The annotation marks the transcript as partial.
AUGACGUAUCAAAUUCCUCUCUCUAUGGAUAAGUCUUAUCUGAAGAAGUUCGUCGCAAUUUAUUUGCUGUCGAAGGUGGUUAGCUUCUUCUUUACUAUUAUUGGGCCUUUACUGUUUCUAAUAGUUAUAAUAGGGACUCAUUCAGAAACGGAUAUAAGCGAAGCUACUUCUAUUGCUUUAGGUGGCACUGCAGCAUUUCUAGUAAAUGUAUUAUUUACUUUAAAAUACAAACAAUGGUCCGACUUUUUCAAAGAUCUCGAAGACUUAAAAAAAUUCGGCAAACCAGCGUCUUACCAAAAAACGGUAAAUUUCUUAAACCGCUUCGGAUACAUUAGCAUCUUUGGUUCCUUUAUGGUCAUAAUAAUUUACGGCUUGACAGCUUGGUACAACACCAAAUUGAUCAAAGAGAUCAAUGAAGAUUUUGAUCAAAUUAGCCCUGUAUUAGUCCCGAUAUGGCUACCAUUCGGUGCCAAUAAUCUAACCGCAGGUACCAUCAUUUUUACGAUGCAAAUCAUCUUCACUGGACUUCUUACAGGUCAACCGCUUCUAAUUCAAAGCUUCAUAAUAUACGAGUCAACAGAGAUAUUGAUAUGUUACAUCAAUCACUUGAAUGAUAACUUCAAGAAAACAUUCGAAGCAUCAUCGAGGGUAGAAAUGAGAAAUAGGCUUCGGUUUUGCAUCGGUUACCAUGUCCACUUACUUAAACUGGGAUACCGUCUUAGUUCACUUGUAAAAUAUACAGUUGGGCACAUGUCCCUGUUGUCUGCCUUGGUUUGCGGUUGUAUGGCCAAUCAAAUGUUAACU